AUGGCUCUGUUUGUAGACCUGGACGACGAUGACGUCGACCCGUCACAGCACCUCGCUGGCGGCAAGGUGCUCUGGAGCACAAACAGCCAGCCAUUGGAGACUGACAAGACCCCGGCAAUCCCGGCCAAUGUCGAGGAGGCUCGCGAGCCUGUUGUCACGGAGGCUCCGAACUGGAACUCCAUGACGGAGGCUUUGGGAUGCUAUCCCCGUCGGACGGCCAUCAGUAUCGCUGCCACAAUCGCCUCCUUUAUUGACCAGAACACGCUCGACAGCCUGGCACGUUCCUGCCGUCAGGUCCGUGCUGCCCUGCUCCAAUUCCGGCGGCCGCUGCUCGCAUCAACACUACGAUGCACGAACGACGGCAUGACUGUCGACGGCGAAGAGACGAUGCGUUAUCGAGCCCGGGCUGGGAAUUGGUACUACAUGGAGGACACCAGCCGAACUUCGCACGGCAAGGUCGGCCAGUGUGCGCGUGACAUGGUCUCGGAGUGCCGCCGCUGUGGCACUGUCGUCUGCAGGAAUUGUGCGAUCAAGCCACCGGCCGCUCCUGUUCUGCGUGAACGGCACCGCCGUCUGUGCACGGGUUGUUCCAAGGCGCCACUCAUGUCGCUCGCGAAGCCGCCGGUUGCGGCCGGCACGCCGCUGCAAUCCGACCUCAUGCGGCGGGCCAUCUGCAACUGCGCAACCGAAGGUGUGUGGCUGUGCCAGCCUUGCGGACGUAGCAUCCGCAGUGAUGACAGCGAGUAUAUGGCCAUCUGGAAAUGGCGGGCGCAAUACGGCGAUGUGAUUGGAGGACUCGGCACUGGGGUUGGCGACGGCGACAGAGGAGUAAUCUGCGGAAGGAACUCGGAAUGCUGUCGUGCAAAGGAGCGAGCGCAAGAGAUCGACUGCGACGCGGAAGACGCACGGGACGCGGAAUACUUGGGCCUUGCGUCAUCGUUUGGAUCGACAGCUGGUUCGUCGACUGGGUCUCUGAGCUCGCUGGCAUCAGCCGCCUCGGCGAUUCCAACAUCGCCUUGGACGGUGCCAAUAGCGCCGGCAACCCAGGCAGCAGCCACGGUGGGCUCGCCGCUGUACUCUCCCGAGGUGGCGGCAGCGCUGGUGAACCGGCGAACACCGUCGCCGGCCCACGGACCUGGAUAUGCAAGGCACGAGAUUGAGGGCAUUGGCGGGGUCGUCAAGAGGACACGGGUCAAGAUGGUGCGUGUGGGGGCCUGCGUGCACGACUGGGAGGACGAGCUCACCAGGGGGGUCAUUUUGGAGAGAGAAAAAACCGGCAAGGCAAGAAGUUGGUGUGGCUGGUGCUGGCGGCCUAUUCCCAGCACCAAGGACGUGCAGACGGAAGGACAGGGAUCACCGACGCGGUAG
Messenger RNA from Grosmannia clavigera kw1407, 1368 nucleotides. RefSeq lists its product as uncharacterized. The transcript has 4 exons. NCBI's taxonomy places the organism in Eukaryota, Fungi, Ascomycota, Sordariomycetes, Ophiostomatales, Ophiostomataceae. The coding region runs from base 1 to 1368 and encodes 455 amino acids. The record is from RefSeq and is a predicted model, not a curated record.